AUGUCGCCUCCGUCGCUAGUUGUCUUUCGCACAGGAAACAUUAUUAUCACUGGCCGAACUAGUCUUGAAAAAUCAAAUCAAGAGCUUCUCAAUUCUCUUAGGCAAAACUUUGAAGAUGCAGCAUCACGAGCUACUAGUGAACAAUCAUCUUGGAUUGAGGUGAAAGGAGAUACAUUCUACGCCCCGGGUAUCGAGGAACCAGACGGCUUGAGUGAAGAGCGGUCAGAAUAUGAUAUUACAGUUAAACUCUUCUACCUCCCGGGGGUAUUCGUAUCCAAAAGAAGGGAUCACACACGAGAAGCCCUGCAAAACGUCUUCCGUGAACUCCGUGUAUCUUCGAUAGAUUUACUCAUCAUAUCUUUUCCUAAUAUUUCGUUCGAUGCAGAGGAUCACUCUCCCGACACAGAACCGACACAGGAAGAAGUCGAUGAAUGGGCAGAAACAUAUCAAACCCUAGAGACCCUCCAGCUGGAAGGCCAGAUCAAAAGGAUUGGUCUGUCAGAAUUCGGGGUUGCCCGCCUUUUGAAAUUACUUCCGAGAACGAGUAUUAAGCCUUCCGUGGAUCAAAUCAACGUCCGCGACUGUUGCGUAGUCCCGAAACCUCUCAUCCAGUUUGCGAGGGAGCAAAGGAUAGAGCUAUUGACUCACAAUGACUGCACCAACAUACUCCCAUCUUCUGCCCUUCAAGGUUUACUCCAAGAAAACCAUUUAGCCUUCGGGGGUUUCAAGAAUGUCGACCCACAGUGGGUGGUUAAAUAUACUGCUGUGAUCCAGGAUCGGGGAGUGGUGGAGAACAAAGGAUACUUCGCCAUGGCAAAAGUUGAUAUUGAUCGAACAUAG
This is a messenger RNA of Orbilia oligospora ATCC 24927, 840 nucleotides long. RefSeq lists its product as uncharacterized. The record is from RefSeq and is a predicted model, not a curated record. Gene Ontology annotation, molecular function: glutamate-cysteine ligase catalytic subunit binding; enzyme regulator activity. The transcript has 3 exons. Gene Ontology annotation, biological process: glutathione biosynthetic process. The coding region runs from base 1 to 840 and encodes 279 amino acids. Gene Ontology annotation, cellular component: glutamate-cysteine ligase complex. Lineage: Eukaryota; Fungi; Ascomycota; Orbiliomycetes; Orbiliales; Orbiliaceae.